CAAUCUCCCGUCGGCGAGGGGAAGGUAACACCGGCAGCGCCACUCUGGGGGGACGCGCGUAGCUCUGCAGUGGGUUUCUUUCUACCCUGCAACAGCACAACUCCAUGGGGCAGCCCCAGAACCCCUUAGCCCUCCAUGCCCCUAAUGGGGCGGGUAGAAUUAGUACUGCCCUACGGAACACACACCAUCAUUCUGUAGCGAGAGGGGAACAGAAACCUUCGCCCUUACAGAGUACCGGUGGCCGGAUUGGCCGCGCCAGCUGCCAAUCUCGGCGGGCGGAGUGGGAGGUGUUGCAAUCGCCCCUCGCUUACGUGCUACACGUAAACGAAAGAGGUUCUGGGUCAGCCUACUGCUAGUUACCGUCCGCUCGUGCCGACACAGGUUCACCUUGCCCUUAAUCCCUGCGAAGACCUGUUGGAAACACCUUCUAGAAACAAUCUUUUUCAGUGUCUUAAUAAAUUCUGUUGUGUCCAAGAAGAGCCUGUCCAAAUGAGCAAGACAUCCCAACAGAACACCACUGCAGAUGCAAACGGAGUAAGUGUGAUUCACACUCAAGCACACACCAGUGAUUUGCAGCAGGUUCCCCAGCUGGUGCCUGUUAGUCCUGGUGGUGGAGGCAAAGCUGUGCCUCCGAGUAAACAGGGAAAGAAAAAUUCCUUUGUGGAUAGAAACAGUAAUGAGUAUCGUCAGCGAAGAGAGCGAAACAACAUGGCAGUGAAAAAGAGCCGGUUAAAAAGCAAGCAGAAAGCACAAGACACGCUGCAAAAAGUCAACCAGCUAAAACAUGAAAAUGAACGUUUAGAGGCAAAAAUUAAACUCCUGACCAAGGAGCUGAGCGUACUGAAAGACUUGUUCCUUGAGCAUGCGCACAACCUUGCAGACAAUGUGCAAACUGUUGGCACUGAAACCACCACAACAUAUCCAGAAAACAGUGGACAGUAGACACUGUUGCAACAUUAAGAAAUGAACUCUCAAGAUGCAGCUUAUCUGCAAUGCCCAUGCAGUAGCCAAGCAAAAACUCUGUUCUUUGAACCAUCAUUUUGUGGUGAUUUUCUUCUUUUUAAGUUUAAAACUGAAGAAUUGAUACAAUUAAAUGAGAAACUGCUUAGGGUAUUCAUUUUAAGUAUUUUUCUCCUCUAGAAGAUGUAUUUGAUAAAUGCAGAUCUAAAUUCAUAGUCAACAAGGAGCUUAGUAUUAGGGAAGUAGCAUUUUCACAGAAAUGUUUGCUUACUUACCUUCUUAUAGUUUGCAUAAUGGGAGGAAUCCAGCAGGAUGGUUCACUGUAGCAUCAGAAACUCAUAAUUGGAUAAAAUGUCUUUUAAAUAACUUAGAGUAUUUAGGACCUUUGUUUUCCCCCUUGCAUAUUACCGAACUGCAAAGGCUGUGGAGGGUGUUUGGUUUCCUGUGUGGUGGACAACUUUAAAUCAGUAAAGCAAGUCCUAUAACACACCACUUAGGUCUUUCCUGUCCUCUUAUAGUUAAUGGGAAGGGUGUGUAGUAAUAAUGAGCUGGGACGCUUACUGAUGUUUUCUAGAAAAUUAGCUAUAUAUUUAGGUGAUCUUGCCCCUCUGCUCUCGUGAGACCCCACUUGGAGUACUGUGUGCAGUUCUGGCAUCCUCAACACAAGAAGGACAUGGAGCUGUUGGAGCAAGUCCA
Messenger RNA from Melopsittacus undulatus (budgerigar), 1656 nucleotides. Its product is annotated as CCAAT/enhancer-binding protein gamma-like. The record is from RefSeq and is a predicted model, not a curated record. The transcript has 2 exons. Bases 490 to 942 code for a protein of 150 amino acids. NCBI's taxonomy places the organism in Eukaryota, Metazoa, Chordata, Aves, Psittaciformes, Psittaculidae. Gene Ontology annotation, molecular function: DNA-binding transcription factor activity, RNA polymerase II-specific; RNA polymerase II cis-regulatory region sequence-specific DNA binding. Gene Ontology annotation, biological process: DNA-templated transcription; regulation of transcription by RNA polymerase II.